Molecule: messenger RNA, 2268 nt
Organism: Hylaeus anthracinus
Lineage: Eukaryota; Metazoa; Arthropoda; Insecta; Hymenoptera; Colletidae
Product: odorant receptor Or2-like
Exons: 5
Coding region: 361-1464 (367 amino acids)
Biological process (GO): sensory perception of smell; detection of chemical stimulus involved in sensory perception of smell
Cellular component (GO): plasma membrane
Molecular function (GO): olfactory receptor activity; odorant binding
Source: RefSeq, a predicted model, not a curated record
GAGGAAACGCGUUCCUUUAAGGGCGAACGAAGAAUUCAAUUAUUUUACACCCUUCAGUCAUAUCUGAGGCAUCGUUCAACGUCGGAUCAGGAUUGCAAAGAUAUUGCGAUAUAUCUAUUCGUUCGCAAUUUUAUCUUGCCGUUUUACCAUCGAAGUAGUGUCCCAAAUGUCUUGUCACUUAAACUCGUCAACGUUCAGAGAGUAAGCUAACCAAAGACUAUGUCGCAGUUCGUAUUAAAAUAACAGAACUAGAACUUGGAUACGAGGCAAACGUAAAGGUUGUAUACGAAUCACGAUUUGCUGUAUUACUUCUUGUUAAUAAAUACAUCAGUUUAAUCGAAAUUGUCUACAAAAUUGGUAAUGAAUUUUGUGCAGUGGAUAUAUGCGCUUCUCUGCGUGGUCGGUGCCAUGCCACCGUCUUCUUGGACGUCUUCGACGCAAAAGUCUUUGUACAAUGUUUAUUCACUAUUUUUGUUUUUCCUGAUACACAGCAACCUGAUAUCACAGGUAAUGGACAUUGUGUAUGUCGUCGAUAAUCAAGUCGAUUUCUGCGAGAACUUCUACAUGACACUGGGGAUCUUCACUUCUUGUUGUAAAUUGUACUGUUUGUUGAGAAGUCGCGACAACUAUGGGAUUAUUAUCAACACCAUGCGGUCGGAACCUCUGGUGCCGACCAACUCCGAUGAAGUCAAGAUUCAAUCGAAAUACGAAAAGUGGGCAAAAAGGAACUUGAUGAUCUACUUGACAUUAAUGGAAUCCUGUCUAGUAAUGAUGACUAUACAUUCGAUCUACGCAGAAUUCAAAAACAGAAAAUUAAUCAUGCGAAUCUGGUUACCCUUCGAUUUUAAUUCUCUACCGAGAUUCACUAUUGUUUUCAUUAUUCAAUUUAUAGUUAUGGCGGUCUGUUCGCUUGUUAAUGUUACCUGUGACAAUCUGUUCAUCGGCUUGUUGAUUCACACGUACAGCAUUCUCGAGAUACUCGCGCAUCGGAUGAAAGGUAUCAUAAAGUAUGGUAACCGUUCGGCUAGACAGUGCGCUCGCCUCCAUAAUCAUAUAUACAAAUUCGCUACGACGAUAAAUGAAGAAUUCAAAAUGGUAACGCUUCUUCAAUUUCUGGUGAGCACGUUACUGUGUUGCUUCAAUCUCUAUCGUUUCACGAAAAACGAAGACCCAUCUAAACUAUAUGAAAUUAUGCUUUUCUCAUUCAAUACAUACCUGCACAUACUAUUUUUCUGUUGGUACGGGAACGAAGUCCGAGAGAAGAGUCUCACAAUGGCGGAAAUGGUUAUCGACACUGACUGGGCAUACUUGGACAACGACUCUAAGAUGAUUUUCUUAAUGAUUAUGAAACGCUCAGCAAUGCCUAUCGAAUUUUCUACUGCAAAUCUCGUGUCCAUAAACCUCGAGUCUUUCAAAACCAUAAUAAAAACGUCUUACUCGGCGUUCAACGUGCUGCGUCGUUAACGUAAAUUGAUUAACCCAUCUGCAUGAACGUACCUCUCGAUAAAUGGAAAAAAUGAAAGGAAACCAGUCCCGAACAACACUUGAAGAACAUGCUUGCAAUACUCGGUAUGAACGGCAACACAUAUUAUAAACAAUUGUUGCCUCCGUCACAGUGUUUGUCAUUGUCUAUCACCUCAUUCACGAAAUAAAAUGUUUGAUAUCAACAGCGAGCAAGUACUGAACUAUAAACAAAGUACCGAGAAGAGUCUACACUGUCUUCCAAAUAUUUUUUGUUCUCUUUGAAAAGAAUUACGGUAUUAAAUUGCUUCUUUGUAAUUCAGGAUUCUAUGCACAUGUCGAUUCUUUAAUGUUUAUUUUAUCCUUAACAAGCAAUUAUUGCUUCCAUAAUUAAAAAUAUCAAACUAAACAAAAUCCAUAUUUUGUUUCUAAGUCUACAUACUCGUCGUAUAAGUUGGUACAGAUUUCUUAACAAUUGACCCUUUAAAAUAUUAUUAAGCAAUUUCGAAACGCACCUCGUCGAUGGUGAUUCGUGUAUGGAUAUUAUCCAGAGCCUUCCAAAUAUUAACCUCUUCUCCCAUCGCAGGAAACGUUUACAGAAUUCGAUUGUACACCGGCAAUUAAUACUGUUCUAGAUGUCGUGCUAAACAAUAGACUUUCUAUCAACGUUUCAUCUUUACAUCUGUUCGAAGAAAUCAAAUUUGACGCGUGUCGUCAAAGUCGUAUGGAUUUGAAGUAGACAGAUGAACGCAGAAACGAUAUCAGCUUAUACCAUUCAAAUAUUUAUUCUCUAAUUUCCAUUUAGAC